This is a messenger RNA of Lepisosteus oculatus (spotted gar), 1229 nucleotides long. The record is from RefSeq and is a predicted model, not a curated record. NCBI's taxonomy places the organism in Eukaryota, Metazoa, Chordata, Actinopteri, Semionotiformes, Lepisosteidae.
GGCGCCAGAGCCAGGCCCGGCUGGUCUCCCCCGCAGGAAGUGCGAGACCUAACUCACACGUGUGUGAGUUUGUGUCUGGGCUGCAGUUUCUCUCUUCGGGAUGUCUCGGCGCCGGCAAAGAAGCAGACCCGACCCGGUCCUGAUGGACCAGGGUUCGGAUCCGUCAGAGACGAGAGACUCCGGAUCCGAGCUGGAGGAAGGAGUCGGGGUCAGGACUCGUAGCGGCCGCCGGACUGGAGCGCAAAGCACCGCCGCUUCUCAGACCCCUGCAGCCCUGACGGGCAGAACCGGCAGUACUCGGCACCUGAGGGCGGUUCGGAACUCGGAGUCUGAUGAAGCGGCAGAUCCGGGUUCGGAACCGUCAGGGGAGGAGGCGGAAUCGUGUACUGGUUCACAGGCCCCCGUCUCAGCAGGGGAGUGUAACGUGCGGGGAGCGGACAGUGCCCGAACCGGGGAUUCCGGACCCGGAGCGAAGAGGCGAAAGGGCGAGCCGAGCUCUGGACCGACUGGACGGAGAGAGCAAGAACCGAACUCGCCAGGAGCAGCGGACGGCGGAGACGCCGGUAGUAAGUGCCUUCCCACCGGCGCGCAGACAGAGACAGCCGACUGCCGCUCGCGUCCCGACGGCACCAGCGAGAAGGAGAACCGGGCAGGCGGCUCGGAGAAACGGGUCGAGCCCAACGGGCUGGAGAGGACUCCGGCAGCGGACGCAGCAAAGGAGACGGCUGGCUCGAAGCUGAAGCCCAGCCGAGGAAAUGGAGCGGACCAGGUGGCGGUGCCGCUCGGCAAGCCCAAAUCCGGACGGGUGUGGAAGGAUCGGAACAAACAGAGGGAGAGGAGGAAACGUCAGGAGGAGAACCAGAAGAGGCGUUUGGAGAACGAGAGGAAGGCCGAGAUUGUUCAAGUGAUCCGUAACCCCGCCAAGAUGAAGAGGAUGAAGAAGAAGCAGCUCAGAAGAAUAGAGAAGAGAGACACUCUGAAGCUCCUCCAGAAGACUCAGAAGAGGGCGGAACCCAAGAGCUCUGGUCCUGUAGCCAAGGGGGACCUCUGAGGAGGGCGCGUGCACACUGCGCGCCAGAGGAAGUGGCAUGUCUUCCCAUCUAUUGUCCCUAAUCCCUCUGUUUGGAUCUGGACUUCUGAACAUCUCACAGGGGACGCCGAGAAAAUCAUGGACCUGUGCUGGUGAAACUUUUCUAUUUGACAUUAAAUAAUCAAAGACUUUGUUCAUU